AUGCCUCGCCAGCUUGCAAAGAAGCGCAAGGUGCAACCCGAGCCCGAGGCUGAAGACUCGUCCGGGGUUGAGGCCCCGUCAGAGGUCGAGGACGGACCCGAAGCUAAUUGGUCCCCCUGGGAUCCAACAGAGCGCAAAGUGCUUGAUAUUCGUAAGUUGGACCUCGACAAAUCAUAUCACAAUGAGGCUCGACCCAGGUCAAACAUGACCAAGGUUAGAGUCGGCCAUAUCACCUCGAAGCCGCCGCUGGAACGGCAACGAUGGCAGCAUAAAGACAAAAGGCCCAUCGAAAAGGUCGAAGAUCUACCGGAGGGCUGGCAUGCGACCGAGCCAGAUCUCGAUGAGGCUACAAAUACUCAUGGGUUUCCAUUUUUUAGGGACCUCGAUGGUCAGAUUGCAAGGUGUCAUGAAAGAAUUGAGGACAAGAUCAUGCCGAAGUUUUUCAAGGAAAAGCUAAAAGGCCUUCAAGCUUCCAAGGCAUAUUACGACCGAAUGUCCGAGAACGAGCCCGAGGAUCUAAGCCCAGAGGUUUAUGAAAGGAUCGACUCCCUCAGAACAAUCCAAAGGCAACUCAAGAAAUCGGACAAAACCCACCAAUCUCCUAACUUGCAGGCUAUUCUGCAAGCAUAUCUGGAUGGAAAGCUGCUGUGGACCCCCGGUCUGAUUACCUACUGGUCGAAUGGAGUCAAGUUAUGCGAGCCCCGGCCAUUCAACUGGGAUGAAUUCGAGGCGAUCAACGCCGCACACGGCCGCGACGGAUCAUUUUGGACUGAAGGGCUUUCUGGACCAGGUCCUGAAUUCCAAGGCGCAACGCUAGUUAUCGGCUCAACCCCCAGAGCACUGGCAAUCAACAUAUACAGAAUCGCUGUUCGCGCUCCGAGUAGUGACUGGUGGGAUGAACUAGAAUUCGUACACGACACGGGAGCGUCGAUCAUGCAUAUAUACCAACACGACAUACGACGAAUAAUCGGUCCGCAUAGACGUCAAGCAGCUUCAUUCCUUCCAGUAGUCAGCACCAACCAAUUCCGAACUGCAAGCGGAACCAUGACCCGAGACAUCGUCGAGCUAGAAGUCACGCUCCUUAACCAUUCGAGGAAGCGCAUCCCUCCCUGGACCCGAGUCCAAUGUGUCGUCAAUCCGGAUACUUACGUAGAAGGAAUAACCCGCCGACUGGACGGGCCAUUUCUACGAGCCAUGAUGUACACAUCGACCAGGCCUGAUGGCAAUUUCCAUCUGACGGCGUCAACUAUCAAGAAGUCGAAUCUUCUUAGCGAUUUAUCCCACACUAUCCCAUUGGAGGAGAGAAGUGUGCCAAUGGCGAACUUUCUUCCCCCGGCUCAAGCAAAGGGGAUAUUUGCCACACAGCCCCCGUCUGAGCCGGAGAAUGUCUAUGGUUCGAGGGCUUUUCCCGAUGCCCAUAUCAGCUGGUUUUGGAGUUGA
This is a messenger RNA of Penicillium waksmanii, 1440 nucleotides long. RefSeq lists its product as uncharacterized. The record is from RefSeq and is a predicted model, not a curated record. The coding region runs from base 1 to 1440 and encodes 479 amino acids. The transcript has 5 exons. Lineage: Eukaryota; Fungi; Ascomycota; Eurotiomycetes; Eurotiales; Aspergillaceae.